CGCCGAUGCUCACAGCUCAGCAGGCGCACCACGGCCGGCAGGCGGCAGCCAGCGGUUGUCCGUGUCCAUGGCGACGCCGCUCGCGACCCGCGGCCGCCUUCUCGCCUCCCGCGGCCCGCCGUUUCACGGCGCCUCCUCCUCCUCCUCGUGGCCGGCCUCUUCUCUCCUGCUCGGUCGCCGGCCUAGCCGCCGGCUCCGCUCCUCCUCGCCGCAGGUGAUUUAUUCGGCUGAUGCUGCGGCCGCGCCGGGGAAGGGCGGCGAGUACCGGCCCUCCUUCGCGGACGACCUCCUCCUCGCCUUCUUCCGGAGCAAGAUGGUGGAGGAGGUUGGAUGGGAUUCGGAAAAGCCUGGGUAUGCCGGGCUGAUGGAGGUUGCCAAUCGUCUCAUGGUCAAGGGGAAGAGUGCUUUGGAGACUGAGCAAGCAGCUGUCCGAGUACUACAGUCAUUGUUUCCGCCUCUAUUGCUUGUCCUAUACAAAGCCCUUUUAUCGCCAAUUGCUAAUGGUCAACUAGCUGCCAUGAUGCUCGCUAGAGCGACAGCACUUUCAUGCCAAUGGUUAAUGGGCACAUGUUCAGUUAAUUCUGUCACUCUUCCUGAUGGAAAGUCUUGGUCAAGUGGGGUGUUCGUUGAGAAAUGCAAAUAUCUGGAAGAGAGCAAAUGCCUUGGUAUUUGCAUCAACACGUGCAAACUGCCAACUCAGACUUUCUUCAAAGAUCACAUGGGCGUUGAUUUAUACAUGGAGCCAAAUUUUGAAGACUAUAGCUGCCAGUUUACGCUGUUGUUAAUUGCAGUUCAACUUUGGAGUGCCGCCUCCACCUCUUGAUACUGACAAAGCCCUCAAGGAACCCUGCUUGGACAUUUGCACAAAUGCGAGGAGACGCAGGGAGAUCGGCAGAAAUAGUAGCCCGGAUGAACUCGGUUGCCCCCAAGUUUGAUACGCUGCUUGUAAAAAGUAUGCACAACGUAGAUGAGAAUGAGAUGGUACAGUCCAGUGAUGGUACCCUGUUUUGAUCCUUUUGCCAAAUAACUGCAAGCACACCUCCGACAUUGUGCGUUUUCGUGCAUAAUUUCCGGACCUUGCUACCUGGAUUCAUCAUGAACCUAAUAUUAGAACCGGACGAUUCUUGCAGUUGCCCAA
Molecule: messenger RNA, 1138 nt
Organism: Setaria italica (foxtail millet)
Lineage: Eukaryota; Viridiplantae; Streptophyta; Magnoliopsida; Poales; Poaceae
Product: beta-carotene isomerase D27, chloroplastic
Exons: 8
Coding region: 68-823 (251 amino acids)
Molecular function (GO): iron ion binding
Source: RefSeq, a predicted model, not a curated record